AUGUCCGGCCCUCAAGAGUACGGCAUCAGAUCAGAGCUCAUGGCCACAAAAAUCUUGCUCGAGGGUUCUCUCCCCGCUCUAAGCUCCACAGGCGCCAACGAUCGUGGUGAAAACUACGGACCCUUUCUGCAAAGACGGGUCGAUCAGCCCAUCAUCGAGUCACGCUUCACUCUCCGUAGCUUUCGAGAUGAGGGGAUAGGCGGAGGUGAGACUGCUGUGCCCGUACCGCUUGAAGUUGAAAGAGCCGCGGACGAGUAUGUGAGCUCGGUUGGGGCUUGCAUUGAGCCCUUGCAGUCUACAUUAGUCGACGCCUCGAUGUUACGAUGGGGCGAUGCAGCUGAAAAGUACCAAGAGUAUAACCGACAAGCUCAUAUCAACCAGCUUACCCUUCUUUCUGACGUCAUGCACGGCGUCUUCUUGGAUGAUGGGGGUAAUCUGAAUGGUCCAGACGAUCGACCGAUGGAUCCAAUGGAAUACGAGGAUAAGCUGGAGCGUGCAGUAGCGAGUGCGAAGGGUGUAGACGAGUUGUGCUGUGAAUCAGCAGGCACCAUCAAGCUAGCUUUCACCACCGGUAUCAAUCAACCCACGAGGCUAGCGCGAUCCCUUCCUUCUUCUGCAGGCGGGCAUGGCGGAGGGGUGAAUGGGUGGAAUGUCUCCAGUCCCCAAGCCAGUGUCUCGUGCCUAGUCAUGGACGAUUGUCCCGAAUGGAUCCACAAGAACAAGAGCGCGCAAAUAUCGUACAGCAGAGCGUUCUUUUCGGCCCUCAAUGCUGCGGUCCCCCAUGAGCAGACGUUCCGACUUGGGAGAAUGACAACAGCAGAAGACUUUAUGGUGGACACCAAUACUUACGAGCACGGUCUGUUCCGACAAGCAGCGUACAAGACUGUGGACGAGGUGUCUUUUUUGAAUGACGAGGGGAAUUCAGAAGAGAACAGUCAACUUGUGGAUGGACAUCUGGUAAAGGCUGCAUGGGUUGAUGCUUCCAUGUUCAAUGUUCUAUCUGGAAGUCCACUCAUAAAUCGACAAUGGUAUUUUAGAACUCGCUCGGAGUAUAAGAGAUCCAUCGAGGAGGGUCUGGAUAUUAUGCGAAGGGAGGUCGAAGGGACUGGAGCGAGUGAUACGGAUCAGUCUGGAAAGUCAAUAUGGGGUACCUGGACUGAGCUCUAG
Molecule: messenger RNA, 1167 nt
Organism: Cryptococcus wingfieldii CBS 7118
Lineage: Eukaryota; Fungi; Basidiomycota; Tremellomycetes; Tremellales; Cryptococcaceae
Exons: 2
Coding region: 1-1167 (388 amino acids)
Source: RefSeq, a predicted model, not a curated record